This is a messenger RNA of Erinaceus europaeus (western European hedgehog), 2279 nucleotides long. RefSeq names its product ubiquilin like (gene UBQLNL). Gene Ontology annotation, molecular function: polyubiquitin modification-dependent protein binding. Gene Ontology annotation, cellular component: cytosol. The transcript has a single exon. The record is from RefSeq and is a predicted model, not a curated record. Bases 216 to 2081 code for a protein of 621 amino acids. Gene Ontology annotation, biological process: ubiquitin-dependent protein catabolic process. Lineage: Eukaryota; Metazoa; Chordata; Mammalia; Eulipotyphla; Erinaceidae.
CCUCUCCACUUAGUCCACCCUGAACCAACCAUGAGCCAGUAGCCACAACAGACCUCAAGGAAGCCACAUCUGGAGAGCUGGGGUGGGGGUACAACAUCGCAAAACACCUGGCUGCACACCGGCCAGUCAUCCCUUUUUGGGAAGCCACAAGGAAACUCUUUGGCCUAAAACAGAGACCAGCAGAAACAGCUUUCUGCCCUCACCCCAUCCCCCCCAUGCCCGAUUCCUCCUGCUCCCCAUCUGCCCGCCCACUGAAGUCCAUGCCGCAUGUCACUUCUCGAACAUCCAGGGUGGCCCACCCCGGGCGCCCUUCUGACCAAAAGAACAUCUCUCCGAGUGCCAGUAGAGUGAUAGUGAAGACCCCAGGCAGCCAAGAAGACUUCAUGAUAGCUGAUGACACCUCGGUGAGGCAGUUCAAGGAGAAGCUCUCAGCUCACUUCCAGUGCCACAUAGAUCAACUUGUGCUCGUUUUCAUGGGCCGUCUCCUCAAAGACCAGGACACACUGAGCCAAAGGGGCAUCCUAGAUGGCCACACCAUCCACUUGGUCAUCAAGUCCAAACACCCCUCCAGAUCCGUGAUCCAUUCUUCCCAGAAUUCAUCGGCCAGUGAGUUUUGCCAUCAGAACAGAAGCGCCAAAAGGAACAGCAGUGGGGUACACCAGCCUGCUCAUGUGAGCCGCACCCCAGUAGAGCCAGCCCUCUCUGCCCAGCUCGGUGCUUCCCAGGAUCUGGAAGUAAACAGUCCGGAGUAUCCAACACAGAUGCUGGAGAAUCCUCUCAUCCAGCAGCUGCUGUCCAACAGGGACGUUUUGAGACAGUUCCUCUCAGAACACCCAGACAUACAACAGUUGAUACAACAGAACCCAGAGGUCUCACACAUCCUUGACUACUCUGAGAUCUUAUGGCAGACUCUGGAACUGGCCAGGAAUCUUGCCCUGAUUCAAGAGAUAAUGAAAAUUCAGCAGCCUGUUCAGAAUCUCGAGUACCCUCUGAGCCAGCAGUCACAUCUGGGCUCAGAGACAAUUCCCGAUGGAGACAAUGCCCAGAGCUAUCCGCUUUUCAAUGACCAGAUCCACAGCUUGCAAGAUGACUUUGGGGGCAACAUUUUCACAGCUCUCCUGCAAGGGCAAGCACCCAAAGAAGCCCAACCUUCACCCCCAUCUUCACCAACACCCCAGGGAUGUCAGGACCAGCUCCCACAGCUCCCAACAACCCGAGUCAUCUACACGAGUUCUCGAGGUUUAUCCUCCAUCACCUCAACCAAUGGUACCACCAACAAGGUGAACUAUUCUUCCCGGACCAAUGCUGCUGCCUCUGUCUCCACCAAGGCUCAGAAUCACAUGUGUGCUAUGCAGCAGCCAGCUGAGGUACCGGCCUUACCAAGCACGGAGUUCACUCAGCAGUCCCUGACAGAGGACAGAGAAGCCACCAUCUCUGUAAACAGUGCUGAGCACAGAUCAGAGGAUGACCUCCAGCUACCGGAUGAGCAGAGCAGCUCCCAGAUCCCAGGAAACAUGUUACAGUUGCUUCUGAACAAUCCUGGUUUGGUAGCCAAGAUGAUGAUGUUCAUGAGUAUGUUCCAGCUGAAUGAACAGAGCAAGCAAGAUCUGCAAGAGUCAUUCCUCCAGCAGACACAGCUUUCCGACAUACUUAUGUCCCUGGCCAACCCUCGAGCUUCCCAAGCUAUCUCGCAGAUUGAGCAAGGUCUGAAGCUGUUGGCCACAGAGACUCCUGUUCUUCUAUCCUGGGUGGCACCCUACCUAUGGGGCCUGGGUUGGCUUCCUGCUCCCAACUGGAACUACCCUGACACAGUGCCCUGUGCCUGGAAUGAGUCACGUGUGGCGAAACCUAAAAGGCCUCAGUGCUGCCACAAAUCUGCCACGCUCCUUCAGAAGCAGCAGUCGCUAGCCGGAGACCCUUCCCAACUUCUGCAAGCCCCUGAGAUUCGUUUCAGCAAGCAAAUGGAGUAUCUCCAGGCCAUGGGGUUUGGGAACCACCAAGCAAAUCUACAAGCGCUUAUCGCUACCCAGGGGGACACCAGCGCUGCCAUUUGCAAACUCAAGAGGUCACAGGGAUUCUGAACACCCUGCCUGCUGACUCAACUGCACCUGCUUGCUGACCCACCUUACUUACCUUUUCUGCCUCUUCUGAUGUUCCCAGUCAGGAGAAGUCCUGAAAUUGAAGAAACCAACCAAUGCGUUAUCUACUGAACAACGGAUCAUUGGCCGUGGCUGGGAGCUCUGGCAAUAAAAUGGCUACACCCUCCUGUUCCCCUUUAA